GUUUUCUAGGGUUGCUUUUUGCCUAUUUGAAUUGCUCAAGAACAGCCGUAAAUUGGAGAUAAGGAAUAAGGAGGGAGGAGGCGGAGGUUGUUGAUGAGCAAAGGAUUUGGGCGCUCGUGACCAGGAAGAUGAUUUGCUGUUGUGAUGGAGAGGAGGAUAUCUAUAGCCAACCCAUUAAUCCUUCUGUUCCCCCUGCAACUCGUAAUAUCACCGCACAUGACAAAGAACCAAGAGGUCCUACGGCAGCCAAAAGUGGAGCUCCCCAAAAGGUCUUACCUAUUGAGAUACCGGUCAUACCCUUGGCUGAGCUAAACAAACUGACAAAAAACUUUGGUCCUAAGGCUUUGAUUGGGGAGGGCUCUUAUGGGAAGGUUUACCAAGCAAUUUUGAGCACAGGGCAAGCUGUGGCAAUAAAGAAAUUGGAUCCCGCAGCCUCACAAGAAACUGAUACUGACUUUUCUGCCCAGUUAUCACUGGUUUCCCGACUCAAAAAUGAAUAUUUUCUGGAGCUGCUGGGAUAUUGCUUGGAGGAUGGAAAUAGAAUCCUUGUUUACCAAUUAGCAACUUUAGGUUCCUUGCAUAAUAUCUUACAUGGGAGGAAAGGAGUAGAAGGUGCAGAACCUGGUCCUGUUUUGAGCUGGAGCCAAAGAGUGAAAAUUGCUUAUGGUGCAGCUAGAGGUCUUGAGUAUCUUCAUGAGAAAGUUCAGCCAUCAAUUGUACAUAGGGAUGUCAGAUCAAGCAAUGUACUCUUGUUUGGUGAUUAUGAGGCCAAGAUAGCUGAUUUUAACUUAACCAAUCAGUCUCCUGAUACAGCUGCCCGUCUACAUUCAACUCGGGUUUUAGGAACAUUUGGCUACCAUGCUCCAGAGUAUGCAAUGACUGGUACACUUAAUCAGAAGAGUGAUGUCUACAGUUUUGGAGUCAUUCUUUUAGAGCUUCUUACUGGAAGAAAGCCAGUGGACCAUACAAUGCCUAAAGGUCAACAGAGCCUGGUCACUUGGGCAACUCCCAGAUUAAGUGAAGACAAAGUUAAGCAGUGUGUAGAUCCAAAACUGAAAGAAAGCUACCCACCUAAGGCAGUAGCAAAGUUGGCAGCAGUUGCAGCACUUUGCAUACAAUAUGAAGCAGAUUUUCGUCCCAAUAUGACUAUUGUUGUGAAGGCUCUGCAACCUCUUCUCAUCUCGAAGUCCGGACAAUAACACUAUUGCUGGCCACUGCUUCUUUCUGCUUGUUUCUCAUUCAUCAAAACCUCUGCAUUUGUUUCAGUGCCACAUUUUUAUUGAUUUUUUCCUCUGUGGACGAAA
Dendrobium catenatum is the source of this 1304-nucleotide messenger RNA. Its product is annotated as probable protein kinase At2g41970. The coding region runs from base 129 to 1199 and encodes 356 amino acids. The transcript has 8 exons. Gene Ontology annotation, molecular function: ATP binding; protein tyrosine kinase activity. The record is from RefSeq and is a predicted model, not a curated record. Gene Ontology annotation, biological process: protein phosphorylation. NCBI's taxonomy places the organism in Eukaryota, Viridiplantae, Streptophyta, Magnoliopsida, Asparagales, Orchidaceae.